This is a messenger RNA of Condylura cristata (star-nosed mole), 1134 nucleotides long. RefSeq names its product dual specificity phosphatase 9 (gene DUSP9). Gene Ontology annotation, cellular component: cytoplasm; cytosol. The transcript has 3 exons. NCBI's taxonomy places the organism in Eukaryota, Metazoa, Chordata, Mammalia, Eulipotyphla, Talpidae. The record is from RefSeq and is a predicted model, not a curated record. Gene Ontology annotation, biological process: negative regulation of MAPK cascade; protein dephosphorylation. Bases 1 to 1134 code for a protein of 377 amino acids. Gene Ontology annotation, molecular function: MAP kinase tyrosine/serine/threonine phosphatase activity; protein tyrosine/threonine phosphatase activity.
AUGGGCGGCCUGGGCCGCUCGUGCCUGUGGCUGCGCCGGGAACUGUCGCCCCCGCGGCCGCGACUCCUGCUCCUGGACUGCCGCAGCCGCGAGCUGUACGAGUCGGCGCGCAUCGGCGGGGCGCUGAGCGUGGCUCUGCCCGCGCUGCUGCUGCGCCGCCUGCGGCGGGGGAGCCUGUCGGUGCGCGCGCUCCUGCCCGGGCCGCCGCUGCAGCCGCCCCCGCCCGCCCCGGUGCUCCUGUACGACCAGGGCGGGGGCCGGCGCGCGCUCGGGGAGGCCGAGGAGUGGGAGGCCGAGUCGGUGCUGGGCACCCUGCUGCAGAAGCUGCGCGAGGAGGGCUACCUGGCCUACUACCUGCAGGGUGGCUUCAGCAGGUUCCAGGCUGAGUGCCCCCACCUGUGUGAGACCAGCCUCAGCAGCCGAGGUGGCCCAGGCGCAGCCCUGAUGCCCGGCCCGGUGGUGGGGCUGGGGGGCCUGUGCCUGGCAUCCGACUGCUCGGACGCGGAGUCGGAGCCCGACCGUGACCCCAUGAGCUGCGGCCUGGAUUCGGAGAGCACCACGCCGCCCCCAGUGGGGCUGCUGCCCUCCUUCCCUGCCCAGAUCCUGCCCAACCUCUACCUGGGCAGUGCCCGAGAUUCGGCCAACGUGGAGAGCUUGGCCAAGCUGGGCAUCCGCUACAUCCUCAACGUUACCCCCAACCUCCCUAACCUCUUUGAGAAGAACGGCGGCUUCCACUACAAGCAGAUCCCCAUCUCCGACCACUGGAGCCAGAACCUGUCCCAGUUCUUCCCGGAGGCCAUCGCCUUCAUCGAUGAGGCCUUGUCCCAGAACUGCGGGGUGCUCGUGCACUGCCUGGCGGGCGUCAGCCGCUCUGUCACCGUCACCGUGGCCUACCUCAUGCAGAAGCUCCACCUCUCGCUCAACGAUGCCUACGACCUGGUCAGGAGGAAGAAGUCCAACAUCUCGCCCAACUUCAACUUCAUGGGGCAGCUGCUGGACUUCGAGCGCAGCCUGCGCCUGGAGAGACGCUCCAGGGUGCAGGGCGGCGGGGAGCAGGAGUCGGCUGACUCCGACCCCCCCUCCUUCUUCACCACCCCCACCACCGACGGUGUGUUCGAGCUGGACCCCACCUAG